Molecule: messenger RNA, 1211 nt
Organism: Porites evermanni
Lineage: Eukaryota; Metazoa; Cnidaria; Anthozoa; Scleractinia; Poritidae
Source: the annotation of a GenBank genome assembly
GAAGUUCUUGCAAAACACACCAAGAAUUUCUUCUUGGAGAUUACAGAAUCAGGACUCAGGCUCAAACAAAAACAUUUAUACUAUAAACAAGUUCAGCGGGGUAUGGCAAUAACUAGAAAGCCAUGGCGUGAUUUUGUUAAUUGCACUUAUUUCAUGAAUCGUGAGGAUAUACACAUUGACAGAAUUUUCUUUGAUCCUACAUUCUGGGAAGCACUCAGGAGAAAGCUUCUUGACUUUUAUCUCAAUGCUAUGGUUCCUGAGCUACUAACUGGGCGCAUGAAGAGAGUAAUCCCUAUGUACCCAAAGAUCUUUUCCUAUAAAUGACUGAAAAUAAUCACCCAGGAAAUAAUGUCUAUAGGUUUAAGAACUAUGCAAAGAGUUGAUUAAGUUCAAUGACUGCAGAUAUUUAUGUAAUCACUGAGAUAAGACAUCGGUUUGUUAACUUGAUAUUACGUUUAUUCGCCCAUUUAGCGUUACCAGAAUGUUGUGAGUUGACAGGUGAUUUUUUAAAAGUGGCAAUUUUUAACAGUUCAUCACAUCUUGUGAACAACUACCGAGCAGAAUAACCAGCCUCUAUAGUUAAGUAGGUGAUGGUUUUGAUGGCAACUGGCNCAGGCCAAAUAUACCAUAUCAGUGUCAAGUGGGGUUGGAAAUGGAACCAGUCAUCAUAGGUAAAUACUUUCAACAUCAAAAAAACAAAGGUCAAAAAGAUAAAGAUAAAGGCCUUGUUAUUGAUAAGGAUAAUCCUGUGCUGGCUUUAAGUGUUGAUGGUGAAGUCAGUGAUUCAACAAAUAAAUAUCAUCCAACUGGAAGCCUUGAGGCAAAAAAACAAGUUAUUCCCAUCAAAGUUAAAGGAACAAGUGGGUACAAAGCAAACUUUAUUACAUGAAGUUCUUGCAAAACACACCAAGAAUUUCUUCUUGGAGAUUACAGAAUCAGGACUCAGGCUCAAACAAAAACAUUUAUACUAUAAACAAGUUCAGCGGGGUAUGGCAAUAACUAGAAAGCCAUGGCGUGAUUUUGUUAAUUGCACUUAUUUCAUGAAUCGUGAGGAUAUACACAUUGACAGAAUUUUCUUUGAUCCUACAUUCUGGGAAGCACUCAGGAGAAAGCUUCUUGACUUUUAUCUCAAUGCUAUGGUUCCUGAGCUACUAACUGGGCGCAUGAAGAGAGUAAUCCCUAUGUACCCAAAGAUCUUUUCCUAUAAAUGA